Molecule: messenger RNA, 972 nt
Organism: Fusarium proliferatum ET1
Lineage: Eukaryota; Fungi; Ascomycota; Sordariomycetes; Hypocreales; Nectriaceae
Exons: 2
Coding region: 1-972 (323 amino acids)
Cellular component (GO): mitochondrial inner membrane
Molecular function (GO): S-adenosyl-L-methionine transmembrane transporter activity
Source: RefSeq, a predicted model, not a curated record
AUGUCCGCCCCAACCAACGCGGAUGCUACGGACAUAUCCUUGGCCGCUGCUUUCGCGGCCCUGAGCGUUGAAUUUGUGGUGCACCCUUUCGAUACUCUCAUUACACGCAUUCAAUCCCCCGAAUAUGUACCCAAAUACCGUAGCCACGAAGGCAAACUCCAGCCGGCGCUGUUCCGAGGCCUAUAUCGCGGCUUGACACCAACCGUCGUCACGACCAUUCCGGCAUCUGUCACUUUCUUCACCAUCUACGAAACAGCCAAGACUGCUCUUCAACCGAAGGAGGGUCUCAGGCCUGGGAGUCUGUCUCAGACAGCUGUUCAUGCCGCCAGCAGCGCGCUGGCUGAUAUGGUCGCCUGCGCCAUCAUCAACCCGUCGGAAGUCCUCAAGCAGAACGCGCAAGUUGCCAGAUUCUCAGAAGGUGGCGUCCAGCGCAAUCCCAUGUUGGCCUCGCUCAAGCACUUCGCAAGGCAUCCCCUGAAGCUAUGGACAGGUUAUACGGUCUUGGUAGCUGGAAAUCUGCCACGUACUAGCCUCACAUUUUCCAUCUACGAAUAUCUGAAAGGCGCCUGGCUCAGGAGAUCGAAGAAGUCCGAGAGCAUAGCGGAACAAGUCAAAGUGAGCGGAGUCACUGCUGGCAUCGGCGGUUCAAUAGCCUCGCUUCUCUUUGUUCCUAUUGACGUCGUGAAAACCAGGAUGCGGUUGCCGGAAGUCGCUCCUCCCAGUCAUCAUUUACAGCCAGAAGCAUUGUUCACGUCUUCGCUAAGCCGCGAGAAAGCUAGAAAGCCUGCUGCGAGAGGCCCUAUUACCAUUGCCAAGGGCAUCUUGAUAAGAGAUGGGAUUUCAGGGCUGUUCAGAGGGGCAACUGUCACUUGCGUAGCGGCUGCUGUGGGGAACGGAUUGUUCUUGGGUUGUUAUGAAGGGCUCAAGUUGCACUAUGCCCGUGAAGCUUCAAAGAGUGAGCUCAUCCAAUAA